Messenger RNA from Chenopodium quinoa (quinoa), 837 nucleotides. RefSeq lists its product as uncharacterized. The record is from RefSeq and is a predicted model, not a curated record. The transcript has a single exon. The coding region runs from base 1 to 837 and encodes 278 amino acids. Lineage: Eukaryota; Viridiplantae; Streptophyta; Magnoliopsida; Caryophyllales; Amaranthaceae.
AUGGAGAAAAAGAACUCUAGAGAUGUGGUGACAUCUUCAACUCCUAGUGAGGCUAGGAAUCUUGAUGGACCGGUUCCCUUUCCCGGUCGACUUGCGGAGAGGAAAUUAAAUAAUAAGUUUGCAAAGUUCCUUAGUGUGAUGAAGAACUUGCACAUAAAUCUCCCCUUCCUCGAAGUUGUCACCCAAAUUCCUUCAUACUCCAAGUUCUUGAAAGAUAUCCUCACCAACAAGGGGAAGCUUAAUGAUGAUCUUAUCACUCUCCCCCAUCAAGUGAGUGCACGUUUUCAACAUAAGAUGCCCAAGAAGCAAAAGGAUCCGGGAAGUUUCACUUUGCCGGUAAAGAUUGGGAACAUGGAAGCUAGGGGUGCCUUAGCCGUUCUUGGAGCAAGUGUUAGUUUGAUCCCUCUAUGCAUUGCUCAAUUUCUUAAUAUUGAAAUGAUCCCCACAAGAAAAACUAUCCAAUUGGCCAACCGUUCGGUGAAGCUACCUUGUGGUGAGCUCGAUGACGUCCCUAUUCAAGUUGGGCAUAUUUAUGUGCCUUGUGAUUUUGUAGUGAUGGAUAUGGAGGAAGAUGUCGAUACUCCUUUGAUUUUGGGUCAUGAAACUCUCAAGACCUUGGGGGCGGUGAUCAAUUGCAAGAAUAACACCAUUACAUGUGAGGUAGUCAAUGAAAAUAUUUUUUUUGAGUUCUCAAAGCUACUCAAAACCCCCAUGGUUGAUAAGUGCUAUAGGGUUAAUGUUGUGAAUGAAGAGUUAGAUCGCUUGGGAAGGGUUAUGAUGAGUCCUCAAGAUCCAAUGGUUGAAGCUCUUACAUGCAAGGAAGAGUACCACUCUUAA